Messenger RNA from Talpa occidentalis (Iberian mole), 16015 nucleotides. It is a transcript of the gene BLTP1, whose product is annotated as bridge-like lipid transfer protein family member 1. Bases 273 to 15536 code for a protein of 5087 amino acids. The transcript has 88 exons. The record is from RefSeq and is a predicted model, not a curated record. Lineage: Eukaryota; Metazoa; Chordata; Mammalia; Eulipotyphla; Talpidae. Gene Ontology annotation, biological process: synaptic vesicle endocytosis.
UUGCGGGUGACGCUCCGUUGGGGCAGGUCUGCGGGCGCCGGGCUAGGAAGGAGACGCGGCGGCGGCAGUGGGGGAGAACGACUUUCUCAAGGCCGUGUUUGCGUGUUUUGAAGGUGGGGUUCGACGUCUGCAGCCCUCCGGCUGCCAGAAUCGCGCGUUUCCGUCUGUUAGGAUGGAGCACUCGGAACAGGCCUUCUGAAGACAAGAAGGAGAGAGAACAUUGCACACUCAGGAAAAACGCCUUUUGGGGCGGUUCAGGAAAAACGUCUGUAAUGGAUCAAAGGAAGAAUGAGAGCAUCGUCCCCAGUUUGACUCAGCUGGAGGAUUUCCUCACGGAACACAAUUCCAACGUUGUGUGGCUCCUCGUCGCUACCAUUUUGUCCUGCGGGUGGAUUAUUUAUCUCACCUACUAUAAUUCUCGGAAUGUUGGCUUGAUCCUGACGCUAGUUCUGAACAGAUUGCACAAGCGCGGCUACAUCCACAUCGGCUCUUUCUCUUUUUCGGUUCUUUCUGGAAAAGUCAUGGUCCGUGAAAUCUAUUACAUUACGGAAGACAUGUCUAUUAGAAUUCAAGAUGGAUUUGUAAUCUUUCGGUGGUGGAAAAUGUAUAACCCAAAGCAGAAACAGCACGAUCCAAAGGCAGAAACCAGGUUAUAUAUCACAGUCAAUGACUUUGAAUUCCAUGUUUAUAAUCGUUCGGAUCUUUAUGGACGUCUUCAGGAAUUGUUUGGUUUGGAGCCCACUAUAAUACCACCCAAGAAGGAGGAUGAUAAAACCCAGGAUGAUGGAAGAACUAGAACCCAGUCCAAAAUUGAAAGAGUUAAAGUGAAAACAGAGUCCCAGGACCCCACGUCUUCGUGGAGAUCUCUCAUCCCGGUGGUCAAGGUCAACGUGAGCACGGGGCGUUUGGCCUUUGGGAACCACUACCAGCCUCAGACCCUGUGCGUCAGCUUCGACGACGCCUUCCUGACCUACACCACCAAGCCCCCCUCCAGCCACCUGGACCAGUUCAUGCACAUCGUGAAGGGGAAGCUGGAGAACGUGCGGGUGAUGCUCGUGCCCAGCCCCCGCUACGUGGGUCUGCAGAAUGACGAGCCUCCGAGGCUGAUGGGGGAGGGGUUCGUGGUGAUGCACUCCAACGACGUGGACGUCUACUACUACAUGGAUGAGCCAGGGCUUGUUCCAGAAGAAACAGAAGAAAAUGUGGACGGAGAAACCAGCAGUGAGGAUUGUAAAUUACAGGACUUGCCUCCAUGCUGGGGGCUGGACAUAGUGUGUGGCAAAGGGACGGACUUCAAUUAUGGGCCGUGGGCCGACAGGCAGAGAGAUUGUUUAUGGAAAUUUUUCUUCCCACCUGAUUACCAAGUUCUGAAAGUUUCUGAAAUCGCUCAGCCCGGAAGACCCCGGCAGGUUCUUGCUUUUGAACUCCGAAUGAAUAUCAUUGCAGAUGCUACAGUUGACUUGCUGUUUACCAAAAAUAGGGAGACAAACGCUGUCCAUGUGAAUGUGGGCGCCGGCUCCUAUUUGGAGAUCAACAUCCCGGUGACGGUCGAGGAAGGCGGCUACACCCCUGCAAUUAAGGGGCAGCUGCUACACGUGGAUGCCACGACCAGCAUGCAGUACCGCGCGCUGCUGGAGGCGGAGAUGCUGGCGUUCCACAUCAACGCCAGCUACCCCCGGGUGUGGAACAUGCCCCAGACGUGGCAGUGCGAGCUUGAGGUCUACAAGGCCACCUACCACUUCAUCUUCGCACAGAAGCACUUCUUCACAGACUUAAUCCAGGACUGGUCUAGCGAUAGUGCCCCCGACAUGUUCUCCUUUGUGCCCUACACGUGGAAUUUCAAAGUCAUGUUCCACCAGUUUGAAAUGAUUUGGGCUGCUAAUCAGCACAACUGGAUUGACUGUUCCACUAAACAGCAGGAAAAUGUGUACCUGGCAGCCUGCGGGGAGACGCUGACCCUGGACUUCUCCCUGCCUUUCACGGACUUCGUUCCUGCCACAUGCAGCACCAAGUUUUCGCUCCGGGGAGAAGAUGUUGAUCUUCACUUGUUCCUGCCAGAUUGCCACCCCAGUAAGUACUCGCUGUUCAUGCUGGUGAAGAACUGCCACCCAAACAGAGCGGCCCCCGACACCGGCCUUCCUGCAGAGUGCCAGAGCGGCCAGAAAGCCGCAAAGCCCAAGUGGCGCAACAUUACGCAGGAACGGGCCGGCUGGGUCGAGUGCUGGACUGUCCCGAGUGUUGUCCUUACCAUUGACUACACUUGGCACCCGAUUUAUCCACAGAAAGCAGAUGAACAGCUGAAGCAAUCAUUGUCCGAGAUGGAGGAGACCCUGCUGUCCGUGCUGAGGCCGGCCCAGCGAGUGCCCGCCAGAGCCGCCCCUCCGCCCUCCGCCCCACGCCCGCCUGUCGACCCCUCGGAGCUGCCGCCUGAUAAGCUGCACGUGGAGAUGGAGCUGUCCCCAGACUCGCAGAUGACUCUCUAUGGGCCGCUCUUGAACGCCUUCCUGUGUAUAAAGGAGAACUACUUCGGUGAGGAUGAUGUGUACAUGGACUUCGAGGAGGUGGUGUCCAGCCCCGUUGUGUCGCUGUCAAGCUCGUCCAGCUCAGGGUGGACGGCUGCAGGGGCGGAGAGCGACAGGCAGGACAGCGAGAGCUCGGCCAGGUCGCUUCACCCGCUGUCCCUGCGGCCGUGGGACAUCACCGUCCUCGUCAACCUAUACAAGGUCCACGGGCGCCUUCCUGUUCAUGGAACGGCCGACGGGCCCGAGUGCCCCACGGCUUUCCUGGAGAGACUGUGCUUUGAGAUGAAGAAGGGCUUUCGGGAGACCAUGCUGCAGCUUGUGCUGUCGCCCCUGAACGUGUUCGUCAGCGACAACUACCAGCGACCCACCACGGACGAGAGUCUCCGGGAGGGCCACAUCAGCUUGUCUGGCCUGCAGCUGCGCGCCCACGCCAUGUUCUCCGCGGAGGGCCUUCCACUGGGCAGCGACUCAUUGGAAUACGCGUGGCUCAUCGAUGUGCAGGCAGGAAGCUUGACAGCAAAGGUCACUGCUCCACAGCUGGCGUCUCUCCUGGAGUGGGCACAGACCUUUGCGUUCCACGUGGUGUGUCGGGAGUAUGAGCUGGAAAGGCCCAAGUCGGUAGUGCUGUGUCAGCAUGGGAUUGAUCGCCGCUUCUGCGAGGCCAAGCUGAGCUGCGUCCCCGGGCCCUGCCCCCGCUCCGAGGAGCUCAAGUACACCAUGACCCGCGUGGCGCUGGCCGGGGCCGACCUGCACGUGGUGGAGCAGGGCUGCGCCACGAACCUAAAGAUGGGGGCGGUCCGGGUGGCCAACUGCAACCUGCACAGCCCGGCGGUCGGGGAGGGCGUCAGCGCGGCCGUGCAGGACCUGCACGUGCGCCAGUUCGUGGAGCAGCCGAGCAGCCCCCGGGCUGGACUGCAGCCCGCCGUGCUCCGCAGGGCCUGCUGGCUGGAGGCCGGGUCGGCCAGCCUUGGGCUCAUCACCGUGGACGUUGCCCUGGCUGCUGACCACCCAUCCAAGCACGAAGCUCAGCGGCAUUUCCUGGAGACGCAUGAUGCCAGGACCAAGAGGCUGUGGUUCCUGUGGCCCGAGGACAACCUGACCAACAGGCGGUGCAGGAACAAGUGCGGCUGCCUGGGAGGCUGCAGGUUCUUUGGCGGCACGGCCACCGGCCUCGACUUCUUCCGGCUGGAGGAGCUCACCCCAUCCAGCAGCUCCGCCUUCUCCAGCACAAGCACUGAGUCUGACCUGUGCUACGGGCAGUCCCUGCUGCAGCCCGGGGAGUGGAUCGUCACCAGGGGCGUCCCCAAGAUGGCGGACGUUUGUCUAGGUCACGUGAAUGGUGUGAGGGGGCAGGAGUGGGAGAGCAAGGCGGCGGGUGCUGAGGCGGAGCGGCGGGCCCAGCACCUCAGCCUGCAGGUGCCCCUGCGCCCCCACAGCGCGUCCUCGUCCUCGGGGGAGAGCAGCAGCUCGGGCGCUGCGCAGCCCCUGCUGGCCGGGGAGACCGAGAGCCCUGUGUCCGCAGCCGAGGACCCCGCGGCUCAGAGGGGCUUCCCGCCUGCCGCGAGGAGAGACGAGGCCCCCGCCAGCGCUCCGGCAGACGUCUCAGGGGGCAGCCCCGUGUCCCCGCAUGCCGCAGAGAAGUCCGUGGGCCAGUCCCCUCUCCGCUCCCCCCUGAAACGCCAGGCCUCUGUGUGCUCCGCCCGGCUGGGCAGCACCAAGAGCCUCACUGCUGCCUUCUAUGGGGACAAGCAGCCAGUGGCCGUGGGCGUCCAGUUCAGCAGCGACGUCUCCCGGAGCGAUGAGAACGUGCUAGACUCGCCCAAGCAGCGGCGGAGCUUCGGCUCCUUCCCAUACACACCGUCGGCCGACUCAAGCUCCUUCCACCAGUACCGCUCCAUGGACUCCAGCAUGUCCGUGGCUGACAGCGAGGCCUACUUCUCCGCCGCUGAGGAGUUUGAGCCCAUCAGCAGCGAUGAGGGCCCUGGCACUUACCCGGGGAGGAAGCGGAAGAAGCGGCAGGCCCAGCAGGUAGACUACAGCCGGGGCUCAGUCUACCACAGUGUGGAGGGGCCCCUGACCGGCCACGGGGAGAGCAUCCAGGACGGCAGGACGCUGCCCUUCAGGGCACACCCCUCUCAGGCCUCCUUCGUGUCUGCACUGGGAGCCGAGGAUGACCUGGCCGAGCGCCUGCACGUGGCGGAGGCUGAGCGGCCAGAGGCUGAGCAGGUGCCGCCCCAGCAGCCGGCCCGGAGCUGCUACCAGACCUACCUCAGCCAGUUCCAGGUGGUGAACUGGGCAGCGAGGCACCCGGCCAACAAGCGGACCUCCAAGUCCUCACUGCACCGGCCCCUGGACCUAGACACGCCAACCAGCGAGGAGAGUACCUCGUCCUGCGAGCAGCUCUCCAUCCCCAGCUUUAAGGUCAUCAAGCAGGGGCUCACAGCUAACUCCUUGCUGGACAGAGGGCUGCGGUUCUCGGGACCCACGCCCACGACGCCAUAUACUCCUCUGGAAAAGAAAGCUGUCGAUGACUCGGAAGACGAGGCGCUGGCGGGAGAGUGGGGCCUGGGGCAGCCGGCGGCCCAGGCCAGGACGGCAGCCGUCGUGGAGGUCAGGGGUGCCGUGGACGUCGUCCUCACUCCCCUGGUGGCGGAAGCUCUGGACAGGUACAUUGAGGCCAUGGCUCACUGUGCCAGCGCCCGGCACCCGGCCGCCAUUGUGGACGACCUGCACGCCAGAGUCCUCAGGGAGGCCCUCCAGAACAGCACCUUCUCGGAACACUUGUCUUCCAAGCAAGACAUUAGAGGAACAAAAACCGAGCACCCCACCCCCCUGGGAACAACUACCCAAGGACCAGCGCAGACCCCACUCUCAAGGAAGCAAGACAGCGUGACCAUCAGAGGCCUCCAGGCCAACGUCAGCAUACCAAAGGUGAACUUGUGUUUGCUGCAAGCCUCUGUGGAAGAGCCUCCAGGUGCAGCCCCCGGCCGGGCCGUGGCUCACGUGUCCCUCGUGGCCCUGUGUUUCGACAGAAUCACUACGCAAGUCCGUAUGAACAGCGGCGUGGUGGAGGAGGCUCCGACCAGUGCCGACCCUGCUAGGACGUCCGAGUUUGGAGGGUAUGUCCACGCCACCAAGAUGCAGCCUCAGUCCUCCGGGUCACUCAGGUCAAAUGCUGGAGCAGAGAAAGGCAUGGAAAUCGCAGCCAAGCUGAACAUCCACCGCGUCCAUGGGCAGCUCCGGGGGCUGGACACCACAGGCGCCGGCACCUGUGCCAUCACCGCAAUUCCCUUUGAGAAGUCCAAGGUCUUGUUCACGCUUGAGGAGCUGGAUGAGUUCACGUUUGUGGAUGAGACAGACCAGCAGGCUCUUCCCGACGUCGCUCGGAUAGGCCCCAGUCAGGAGAGGUGGGGCUGGAUCAUGUUCGAGUGUGGGCUGGAAAACUUAACCAUAAAAGGAGGAAGACAGUCGGGCGCUGUUCUGUACAAUGCUUUUGGCGUCAUGGGCCAGGCCAGCGUCGCUGAGAGGGGCGGCGCUCCGACACCCAGCGGCUCCUCUGACUCGCCCACGGGCAGUGGCUACAACACCGACGUGUCUGAGGACGCUCCUCCCCGCGGCCGUGCCAGCCCCCCGUCCGGCCCGGACGGGGACUCUGCUUCAGACGAGCAAGACGAAGGAGUAGAGUCUGACGACUUGAAGAAGGAUCUGCCCUUGAUGCCGCCGCCCCCCGACUCCUGCAGCAUGAAGCUGGCCAUCCGGGAGAUCUGGUUCAGCUUCGCGGCCCCCACCAACGUGCGCGCCCCGGCCCACGCCUUCUCCAGGCAGCUAAACCUCCUAAGUACGGCGACACCGGCCGUCGGGGCUUGGCUUGUCCCCAUCGACCAGCUCAAGUCGUCGCUGCACAGGCUGGAGACGGAGGGCACCCUGCGGGUCUGCGCCGUCAUGGGCUGCAUCAUGACUGAGGCGCUGGAGAAUAAAAGCGUGCAUUUCCCCCUGAGAAGUAAGUACAACAGGCUCACGAACGUCGCCCGCUCUCUCCAGGAGAACCCCUCAUGCCUGCUGUGCAGCAUCCUGCACCACUACCUGCACCAGGCCCGCCACUCAGUCAUCGAGGACGCCACCACGAGCGACGGGCUGCCUGCCUUGGUCACGCUCAAGAAGGGCCUGGUGGCCCUAGCCCGGCAGUGGAUGAAGUUCAUCGUGGUGACCCCAGCCUUCAAAGGCGUCAGCCUGCACCGGCCAGCCCAGCCCCCGAAGCCGUGCUCCGGCGGGGACCGGGAGCCCGAGGAUGGGCUUGGGCUGGACAGUGGGGGCGGCCUCCAGAGCGACACCAGCGCCGACGGGGCGGAGUUCGAAUUUGAUGCAGCCACGGUCAGCGAGCACACCAUGCUGCUGGAGGGCCCGGCCGGCCGGCCGCCGCCUGGAACCUCUGGGCCCGUGAGCGGGGCCGAGAUCAUGAGGAAGCUUUCCAAGACGCACACCCACAGCGACUCUGCGCUGCGGAUCAAGGGCACCCACCCCUACCACUCGCUGAGCUACACCAGCGGGGAGACCGCCACGGACUCACCGGCGCAUGGCGGGCGCACCGGGGCGCCAGCGAGGGAGAGCCCCAGGAAGGAGAGCCUGCUCAGCUACCUCACAGGCAGCUUCCCUAGCCUGCACAACCUCCUGGAGGGGACACCCCAGAGGGGGGGCACAGCUGGCCGGAGUGGCUCGCUCACCAGGACAGGAGCCACCCUGGCCACGGACAUGCUGUCUGAGCACCCGCUGCUGUCCGAGCCGUCAUCCGUGAGCUUCUACAACUGGAUGUCCAACGCCGUGGGUGGCCGAGCGGGCCCUGCGCAGGAGUCCCCCGCCCCCAGGCCCGGGCACAGCAGCCUCCCCACAGGUGUGGCGCCCAAUCUGCCCACAAUACCCUCGGCCUCAGAUUUCAACACCGUGUUGUCCAGUGACCAGAACACUCUGGACGGGACCCAGUCUCAGCACAGCACGAGCCAGGACGACGUGGCGGGGGUGGAGGAGGCCCACCCCGGCUUCCCCGCGGUCCAGCUUGCCGAUGCCCAGGUGGUCUUCAGGCCCCUGCUGAGCCACACGGGGAUCCAGGCACAAGACGCCGCACCGCUCUGCUGCCGCGUGCACUUCGGGGAGCACCUGUCCUUCUCGGGGGCGCUGGACUGCCUGCGGGCGGACAUCGUGGACUCGGACACAGCCAAGGAGAGGAGGGGCCGGAGAGCCCGCAGGCCCGGCCACGUGAACCUCCCCCCGCUGGAGUUCAAGCCGGCCCUGAUGCUGGAGACCUUCAGCCUCAGCGCCAUGGUGAUGGAGAAGUCCGUGUGCGCCCCCCGGCCCUCCGCCCACGCCCUGACUUUCCACGACCUCAGCAAGCGCCACCACAGCACCUUCCACUGCAACUUCACCGUCUCCUGCCAGUCCAUCAGCCAGCACGUGGACAUGGCGCUGGUGCGCCUCGUGCACCAGUUCAGCACCAUGGUCGACGGCAUCAAGGCCACGCAGACGGACAUCAAGCUCAGCAGGUACACCGCGGGGUCGGCCUCCCCGACGCCGACCUUCCGGACCAGGAAGCACCGGGACUUUCGCUCCUCAGACUUCAGCCGCAGCUCCCGGGGCAGCCUGAACGGCGGCAACAGGGCGGGCAACGCCAAGGGCAAGCGGGCCCCCGCGGAGAGCAGCAGGAAGGAGCCGCGGGGCAAGAACUCCCUGGGGAGACCCGAGCGGAGAACUUCCAAGGUGUCCAGGAAGGGCUCCAAGGACGUGGUGGACCACAUGGCCAUCCACAUGGACGACUCGGACUCCAUCACCGUGUCGGAGCAGAGCGAGCCCUCGGCCGAGUGCUGGCAGAACAUGUACAAGCUGCUCAACUUCUACUCGCUCAUCUCGGACCCCACGGGCAUCCUGGAGACGUCCUCGGAGACGUUUGGGCCCGCGGGCGUCCGCAGCCCCACGGAGCCGCCGUGCAGAGUGGUGUUUGAGGACGAGCAGGACGGUGGCAGCCCGGCGCGGGCCCAGCGGAAGCGCAGCGCGGCCUCGGCGGAGCCCCAGCACGUGACGCUGGUGGUGUUUGGCAUCGGCAUGGUGACCCGCACCCACCUGGAGGCCGACAUCGGGGGGCUGACCAUGGAGUCGGAGCUGAAGCGCAUCCAUGGCAGCUUCACGCUGAAGGAGAAGAUGAAAGACGUCUUGCACCAGAAGAUGACGGAGACCUGCGCCACCGCGCACAUCGGCGGGGUCAACAUCGUGCUGCUGGAGGGCGUCACGCCCAACAUUCAACUGGAGGACUUUCCUACGUCUCCCACGAGCACAGCCAAGCAGGAGUUUCUGACCGUGGUGAAGUGCAGCGUCGCCAAGUCCCAGGCCCUCUACAGCGCGCAGCGGGGGCUGCGCACCAGCAACGCGGCGGUGGCCAAGGUGGGGGCGGUCAGCGUCAGCAUCCCGCAGCACCCCGCCACGCUGCACGGCAUGAUGGUGCGCAGCUCCCACCAGCUGUCCCAGCAGAUCUCCGACCUGCUCCGGCCGCCCUCCGCCGCCCCCCCGCCUGUCAGAGAUGACAUCACAGCCCCCCUGCCUUCGGAAAAGACCCCAACGAGCAUCAAUCAAACCCCCGUAGAAACAAAUGAGUUUCCUCAGCUCCCGGAAGGCCUAGAGAAGAAGCCCAUCGUCCUCAAGUUCAGUGCCAUGCUAGACGGGAUCGCCAUCGGGGCGGCCCUGCUGCCCUCCCUGAAGGCCGAAUACAAGAUGGGGCGGAUGCGCAGUCAUGGGGUGACAGGUGCCCAGACCAGGUUCACGUUCGAGCUGCCGAACCACAGGCUGCGCUUCACUUCAAAAGUUUCUGCCACAGACCUGUCGACCAUCCCGCCUUCCGCCAGCCUCAACCUGCCGCCCGUCACCAUGUCGGGCAAGUACGUCAUGGAGGAGCAUGACGGCCCCUCCGACCCGGCCUGGAGUCUGGACGAGCUGCCGCCCAAGCAGGGCCACUACCUGCAGGGCAACUACCUGCGCUGCGUGGCCGAGGUGGGUUCCUUCGAGCACAACCUGACGACGGACCUGCUGAACCACCUGGUGUUUGUGCAGAAGGUGUUCAUGAAGGAGGUGAAUGAAGUGAUCCAGAAGGUGUCAGGUGGGGAGCAGCCUAUUCCUCUUUGGAAUGAGCCUGAUGGGACAGCAGAUGGAGAAAAGCCAAAAAUUCUACUCUAUUCUCUGAACUUGCAGUUUAAGGGCAUCCAGGUCACGGCUACCACACCCUCCAUGCGAGCCGUGAGGCUUGAGACUGGGCUGAUUGAACUGGAGCUUUCAAACCGACUUCAGACCAAAGCUUCCCCGGGGAGUAGCAGCUACCUCAAACUCUUCGGCAAAUGCCAAGUGGAUUUAAACCUGGCACUCGGGCAGAUUGUCAAGCACCAGGUUUAUGAGGAAGCCGGUUCUGAUUUUCAUCAAGUUGCCUAUUUUAAGACCAGAAUUGGGCUGAGAAAUGCCCUCCGAGAGGAAAUCAGUGGCUCCUCAGACAGGGAGGCUGUGCUCAUCACCCUGAACAGGCCGAUUGUAUACGCACAGCCCGUUGCCUUUGACCGAGCGGUGCUAUUCUGGCUGAACUACAAGGCUGCCUACGACAACUGGAACGAGCAGCGGAUGGCCUUGCACAGGGACAUCCACGUGGCCACCAAGGAGGUGGUGGACAUGCUCCCCGGCAUCCAGCAGACGUCCGCCCAGGCGCUCGGGACACUCUUCCUGCAGCUCACGGUGAACGACCUGGGCAUCUGCCUGCCCAUCAGCAGUGCCGCGCAGUCCACGCACCCCGGGGACCUGGACACGGGCUCAGCACUGGUGCUGACCAUCGAGAGCACGCUCAUCACCGCCUGCUCCUCCGAGUCUCUGGUCAGCAAGGGGCACUUCAAGAAUUUCUGCAUCCGCUUUGCCGACGGCUUCGAGACGUCCUGGGACGACUGGAAGCCAGAAGUUCGGGGGGACCUGGUGAUGAACGCCUGUGUGGUUCCAGAUGGCACCUACGAGGUCUGCUCCAGGACAGCGGGACAGGCGGCCGCCGAGAGCAGCAGCGCCGGCACCUGGACGCUCAACGUGCUCUGGAAGAUGUGCGGCAUUGACGUGCACAUGGACCCCAACAUCGGCAAGCGGCUCAGCGCCCUGGGCAACACGCUGACCACGCUGACGGGCGAGGAGGACGCCGACGACAUCGCCGACCUCGCCUCGGUGAACAUGGCUGACCUGUCGGAUGAGGACGAGGUGGACGCCGCGUCCCCCACCACCCACGCGCGCACAGAGGGAGGCCCGGCCAGUGGAGACGGCCACAAGCUCACCUUCGGGCAGCGUCUGGUGAACCACCUUCUGGGCCUGCGGCCCCCGCAGCAGCGCCUUUCUGUUCCUGCAGAGCUUCUGUGUGGCCCCGAGGCACGGGGCCCCCCUGAGGGGGGCCAGACCCACGAGAGAGCAUGCAGAGCCCACUCCUGGGGAAAUGAAGCCGCGGAGUACCGCCGACCAGGGGCUCCUGGCAGCCAGGCGGGCGAGCUGCGGGGGAGGAAGGCCGUGAAGCGUGUGGUGGACAUCAGGGAGCUGAAUGAGCAGGCCAAGGUCAUAGAUGACCUCAAGAAACUGGGCGCCAGCGAGGGCACCAUCAACCAGGAGAUCCAGCGCUACCAGCAGCUGGAGUCCGUUGCCGUGAACGACAUCCGGAGAGACGUCCGCAAGAAGCUGCGUCGAUCCAGCAUGCGGGCCGCUUCCCUAAAGGACAAGUGGGGUCUGAGCUACAAACCAAGUUACAGUCGAUCGAAAAGCAUUUCCGCGUCUGGAAGGCCCCCCCUCAAACGGAUGGAAAGGACAAGCUCUCGGGCGGGAGAGACAGAGGAGCUCCCUGAGAUCCGUGUGGACGCUGCUUCUCCCGGGCCCAGGGUCACUUUCAACAUCCAGGACACGUUGAAAAAAACAGUAUGGGAAAGCACGCCACGAUCCAGCGUUUCCGGGGAAGGGUUUCCUCAGUUUCCAGAGGAGACAGAGCUGGACCUUCUGUCCGUGACCGUGGACGGGCCCCCCCACUACUCGUCCCACAGCGAAGGGUCGUGCUCCGUGUUCAGCUCCCCGAGGACCCCAGGGGGCUUUUCCCCAGGCCUUGCCUUCCAGGCUGAAGAGGGCCGGCGGGACGACAGCCUGUCCUCCAGCAGCGAGGACUCCGAGCGGGACGAGGGCCACGAGCGGGAGCGGCGCUGCAUUUACAGGAAGCCCUCGCACGCGAUGCGCAAGAAAGCAACGGGCUUCGCUGCCGUCCACCAGCUCUUGACGGAGCGCUGGCCCACGGCCCCCGCCAGCCGCAGCCUCGGCGGCGCAGCCACAGAGAGGAACAUCGACUUUGAGCUGGACAUCCGGGUGGAGAUCGACAGCGGGAAGUGCGUGCUGCACCCCAGCACCCUGCUGCAGGAGCACGACGACAUCAGCCUGCGCAGGAGUUAUGACAGAAGUUCCAGGAGUCUAGAUCAAGAUUCUCCCUCAAAAAAGAAGAAGUUUCAAACUAAUUAUGCAUCCACCACCCACUUAAUGGCUGGCAAGAAAGUGCCAUCCUCACUGCAGACAAAACCUGGUGACCAGGAGACCACGGUGUUCUACAUCCCGGGGGUGGACGUGAAGUUGCAUUAUAAUUCCAAGACUCUAAAGACCGAGUCACCCAACACCUCCAGAGGAUCUUCCCUGCCAAGAACGCUCUCCAAAGAGUCCAAGCUGUCUGGUAUGAGAGACACUGGCGCGCCUCCUCCUCCUCCUCUGCCCUGCACUGUCCAGAGCAAGACUCACACCUUACUUCCUCCCCCACCCCCACCUCUUCCCGCAGCCAAAGGAAAAGGGGGUGCAGGGGUGAAGACAGCCAAGCUGUAUGCCUGGGUGGCCCUGCAGUCAUUGCCAGAGGAGAUGGUCAUCAGCCCCUGCCUGCUGGACUUCCUGGAGAAGGCUCUGGAGACCAUCCCCAUCACGCCCGUCGAGAGGAACUUCACGAUCAGCUCACAAGAUGAGGACAUGGGGCACUUUGAGAUCCCGGACCCCAUGGAAGAGUCCGCGACCUCGCUGGUGUCCUCGUCCACGUCCGCAUACGCCUCCUUCCCCGUGGACGUGGUGGUGUACGUUCGCGUCCAGCCUUCACAGAUCAAGUUCAGCUGCUUGCCCGUGUCGCGCGUGGAGUGCAUGCUGAAGCUGCCGUCCCUGGACCUGGUCUUCUCUUCAAACCGCGGGGAGCUAGAGACCCUGGGCGCUGUGCACCCCGCGGAGGCGUCGUCCCCAGCAGGCGCCGCAGCUCAGAGCGGGACCAAGCCGUGUGCCAGCAAGAGUGGGACGCCAGGCUCCUCGGGACCGGGCAGCCCCCUGGGCAGGAGCCGGCACAGCAGCAGCCAGUCAGACCUGAGCAGCGCCAGCAGCAGCUCCUCGGGGCUCAGCUUCACGGCCUGCAUGUCGGACUUCUCCCUGUACGUCUUCCACCCCUACGGGGCCGGGAAGCAGAAAACGGCCGUCUCUGGCCUCACAGCCGGCUCCGGAGGCCUAGGGAAUGUGGAUGAAGAGCCCACUUCGGUCACUGGCCGGAAAGACUCUCUCAGCAUCAACCUUGAGUUUGUGAAAGUGAGUCUGUCCCGCAUCAGGCGGUCCGGAGGCGCCGCGUUCUCAGAGGGUCAGCCCUCGGGCAAGUCUGCAGGCAAGGUGGACACCACGCUGAUAAAUAUAUCUGCUGUCUGCGACAUCGGGUCCGCCUCCUUCAAGUAUGACAUGCGCCGGCUCAGCGAGAUCCUGGCCUUCCCCCGGGCCUGGUACCGGCGCAGCAUUGCGCGGCGCCUCUUCCUCGGGGACCAGACUGUCAACCUGCCAGCGUCAGGCCCGGGGACGCCCGACUCCGUCGAGGGGGUGAGCCAGCACCUUUCCCCAGAGUCGUCGAGGAAAGCCUACUGUAGGGCCUGGGAGCAGCCCAGCCAGUCGGCCUCCUUCAGCCACACGCCUCAGUCGCCCAGCGUGUUCGGCGAGCACGUGGCCGGCAGCACCAUGUCGCCGGGGACUGCGGCGCAGAGCCUCAAGUCCCCCGCACCCACACGAUCCCGGAGCGUGUCCGACUCCUCAGUUCCCCGCAGAGAUUCGCUUUCAAAAACAUCAACUCCUUUCAACAAGUCAAGCAAAGCAGCGAGCCAGCAAGGGGCCCCGUGGGAGACACUGGUGGUGUUUGCUAUCAAUCUGAAGCAACUGAACGUCCAGAUGAACAUGAGCAACGUGAUGGGGAACACGACCUGGACGACCAGUGGUUUGAAGAGCCAGGGCCGCCUGUCAGUAGGAAGUAACCGGGACCGCGAGAUCAGCAUGUCAGUGGGCCUGGGACGGUCACAGUUAGAUUCCAAAGGUGGGGUUGUCGGAGGGACCAUCGACGUGAACGCUCUGGAGAUGGUCGCGCACAUAUCCGAGCAUCCAAACCAGCAGCCCAGUCACAAGAUCCAGAUCACCAUGGGCUCCACCGAGGCGCGUGUGGACUACAUGGGCUCCAGCAUCCUCAUGGGGAUCUUCAGCAACGCCGACCUGAAGCUCCAGGACGAGUGGAAAGUGAAUCUGUGCAACACGCUGGACUCGAGCAUGACCGACAAAAGUGAAAUUUUUGUCCAUGGAGAUUUGAAGUGGGAUAUUUUUCAAGUGAUGAUAUCAAGAUCAACUACACCAGACCUGAUAAAGAUAGGAAUGAAGCUCCAGGAGUUUUUCACACAGCAGUUCGACACCAGCAAACGAGCCCUGUCUACCUGGGGACCGGUCCCUUACCUCCCCCCCAAGACAACGGCCACCAGCCUGGAGAGGAGUUCUCAGGAGCAGUUGCUGGACGCAGCUCACCAUCGACACUGGCCAGGAGUCCUGAAGGUGGUGUCGGGAUGCCACAUCUCCCUAUUCCAGAUCCCGCUCCCCGAAGAUGGGAUGCAGUUUGGAGGCUCCAUGAGCUUACAUGGGAAUCACAUGACACUGGCUUGUUUUCAUGGUCCAAAUUUCCGUUCAAAGUCCUGGGCCCUUUUUCAUUUAGAAGAACCAAAUAUUGCUUUUUGGACCGAAGCUCAGAAAAUCUGGGAAGAUGGCUCCAGCGAUCAUUCCACGUAUAUUGUGCAGACACUGGACUUCCAUCUAGGCCACAAUACCAUGGUCACCAAACCUUGUGGUGCUUUGGAAAGCCCUAUGGCCACAAUAACCAAGAUAACCAGGCGCCGUCACGAAAACCCACCCCAUGGAGUGGCGAGUGUGAAAGAGUGGUUCAAUUAUGUCACAGCCACGAGGAAUGAAGAGCUAAACCUACUUCGUAAUGUUGAUGCUAAUAACACGGAGAGCAGCACUGCUGUGAAGAAUUCUAGUUUGCUGAGUGGAUUCCGAGGAGGUUCUAGCUACAAUCACGAGACAGAGACUAUCUUUGCGUUACCACGGAUGCAGCUUGACUUCAAAUCCAUCCACGUUCAAGAGCCACAGGAGCCUUCGCUACAGGACGCCACCCAGAAGCCCAAGGUGGAGUGCAGCGUGGUGACGGAGUUCACUGACCACAUCUGCGUCACCAUGGACGCCGAGCUCAUCAUGUUCCUUCAUGACUUGGUGUCUGCCUACCUGAAGGAGAAAGAGAAAGCCAUUUUCCCACCACGGAUUUUAUCCAUGCGACCAGGACAAAAAAGUCCUAUUAUUCUACAUGACGACGGUUCCUCUGAGAAAGACAGGGAAGAUGGGAUCACCUACACCACUGUGGACUGGAGAGAUUUUAUGUGCAACACGUGGCAUCUGGAACCCACACUCAGAUUAAUUUCUUGGACUGGAAGAAAGAUCGAUCCAGUAGGUGUUGAUUAUAUUCUUCAAAAACUGGGCUUCCACCAUGCCAGGACUACUAUUCCUAAAUGGCUUCAGAGAGGCGUCAUGGACCCACUGGACAAGGUUCUGUCAGUUCUCAUAAAAAAGCUCGGUGCUGCACUACAGGAUGAAAAGGAAAAGAAAGGAAGAGACAAAGAAGAACACUAAAAAGCGACUUGAUCUGUGAACAAAUUAUGAUUUUGUCCGUUAAGUUUUAUUACACUAGUGUUUUUUCUUUGUACAGUAAUUUUAAAUAUAACUUAAUUCUGAUUUUGUGGCCAGUACAUUACAAAGUUUAUAAGGCAACUCAUUCGAGCCCCGCCAUGAAGUAUUGCAUGAUAACGUGCGCUUGUGAAUGACUAGAGUGAACCCUAUAAAUCUGGUGGGUUUCUAACCGUAUUAUGUGCAAUAUGAUUCCUGCAUCUUUACAAUAUUUUCAGAAUAACUGUGAAUUUCCUGUUAUUGGCCAUAACUUUUAGGAAGAAAUCCUGUUGAUAAUCAUCUUUCGUUGCUUUUUUUUAAGUGUAGACUUGUAUAAAUACCUACCUGUACAUAGUUUGAGUAAUUGUAAUUGUGAUAUGAUUAAAUAUCACUGUUGUUUGUAAUAAAGCCACAAUAAUUGGUUUCAGUCUAUAGUUGAAUUUUUC